ACCUUCACACGUGCUUCGUAUCAUAGUACAUUCAUCUGCCGCUUGACUUCAAAACAUUCCCCUUUUAUUUUUGAAUGAACUCAUGCAAGACUUGGGAAAAUAAGAGGAAUUUAUUCAUACCUUGUUUUCCUUCCUUCCUUUCUAAAAGAUGGCGCCCAUAUACAAGUUUGCAUUGAUUCAAAUGCAGCCUAAACCUGUCGACCCAGCAGCCAACUUUGCAAAAGCCGAGGCAGAGAUCCGAAAAGCAGCCGCAGCAGGCUGCCACCUCGCCAUCCUGCCCGAGUACCACCUCACCUCGUGGGUUCCAGAGCACCCCGACUUCAUCACCGCCUGCGCCGACUCAGAGGCCUACCUGGCGCGGUACCAAGCCCUCGCGCGCGAGCUCAACAUCUCGCUCGUGCCGGGCACCAUCUGCGAGGCCCACCCGGCGACAGAGCACACGCCGGACCCGGCCAGCGAGCGGGCGCGCGAGCUGCUGGGCGGCGACCGCGAGCUGCGCAACAUGGCGCACUUCAUCGCGGCGGGCACGGGCGCGGUCUCGGCCUCGUACCAGAAGAAGAACCUCUGGCACCCGGAGCGGCCGCACCUCUCACCCGGCCGACACGAGCCGCACAGCGCCUUCGACACGCCGCUGACCCAUGCGGACGGGACGCCCGUGCGCGCGGGCAUGCUGGUGUGCUGGGACCUGGCAUUCCCCGAGGCGUUCCGCGCCCUGAUCGCAGACGGCGCCGAGCUGGUGCUCAUCCCGUCGUUCUGGCUCGUCACGGACCUGGACGAGGUCGGGCUUGCGCUCAACCCGGACUCGGAGAAGGUCUUUCUCGACAGCUGCGUUGUGAGCAGGGCGUUUGAGAAUACCUGUGCUGUCGUCUUUUGCAACAAGGGCGGGUGCAGCCAGGUCGCCAUGCCCAUCCAGGGGAGGCUGAAGUCGGUCCUGGGCGAGGGUGAGAGCAGGGAGCUGGGGCUGGAUGAGGACGGGGUGAGUUAUGUCGAGGUGGAUCUGGAUGUGUUGAGGAUCGCCGAGGAGAACUACAAGGUGAGAGAGGAUAUAAGGGGACGCGGCUGGCAUUAUGGUUAUGAGUUGGCGAGGGAUGGGGGCCAGGAGACGUCGAAAUAA
Molecule: messenger RNA, 1114 nt
Organism: Cryphonectria parasitica EP155
Lineage: Eukaryota; Fungi; Ascomycota; Sordariomycetes; Diaporthales; Cryphonectriaceae
Product: carbon-nitrogen hydrolase
Exons: 2
Coding region: 149-1114 (321 amino acids)
Molecular function (GO): hydrolase activity, acting on carbon-nitrogen (but not peptide) bonds, in linear amides
Source: RefSeq, a predicted model, not a curated record